GAAUCAGCAGAGUGUUUACGCUCUUGAGUCACUCCAGUGCUACCGACUGUCGGGAUGUGACCCCGGAACAGGACGCCUUAUACACAACACAGCUCUCAAAUACAACAAAAACGACAGAAUCCUGGACCAGGAGAGCAGUGCGUCAGGAGCAGGAGGGAUGAACGGUGAGGAAGCCCCUGGCAAGUCUCCUGAGGAGAUGUACAUCCAGCAGAAGGUGCGGGUGCUGCUGAUGCUCAAGAAAAUGGGAUCAAAUCUGACGCCAAACGAGGAAGCAUUUCUGCGAAAUUAUUCAGGCGUGGUGCACAGCCAGAUGAGUCAGUUGCCACAGCACCCCAUUGACCAGGGAGCUGAGGAUGUGGUGAUGGCCUUCUCAAGAUCAGAGACUGAGGACAGAAGACAGUGACCUCUCGCCAUGCCAAGUCACUACAGCUGAAUACCACACAGCACUGUUGACUGAUGGAGAGGGUGGAGCCUGAGAUAGGAGAGGGGCAGGGCUUUGCUGCAUGUCAGUUGCCCCACUGCCCUUCACUUCCCCAUUUCCCUCCUCGUCCUCACACUAACUAUUACACUAUCGGGGGCUGCGGCUUCACUACCUGAUGAAUUACAGCAAAUGAGUCCCAAAAGAGUCUCCGCUGGGAUAUAUUUGAUUUGUGUUUUGGAGGAUUUGUUUAUUUUUUUUUUUGGUUCCCAUGAGAGACUGAAUGGACCAAGAGCUUCAUUUGUCUGGUCAAACCAAGAAAGAAUAUAAAGAGCCUUAUGGGUUGUGUCAUUAGAAACAACCUCAGUUUAAUCUUGUUCCUUUGUUUUUUAUUGUAGUAGAAGUUUCUUUUUUUAUUGUUAUUAUAGGAAUCCAGUGGGUCAUGGAGGUAGGUUUUUUUUUUUUUUUGGUUUUCAGUUGUUUAGCAGUUGUUUCCAUCAUAAUGGAAUUGAAAUAUUAAUCUUGUUGAUUAGGCUUGAGAAUUACUUCAAAACGGACGAGGCCCGUAUGCGAGCACACACUCACUGAAUGAGUUACACAAAUUACCUGAUGUAUCAUUAUCUCUUUUUUUCAAUGUUUGGAUUAAUGUGAAAUUUUAUAGCCUUUUUUUUUUUUUUUUUACAGAGCUUGAGAAAAAAAAAAAAAGUAGAAAAGUGACCGAGUUGUGCUUUAUGUAAAAUAUUUCUAAAGGUAUCUAAUGAAUGUCUUAGAUCCUUAUUUAUUUUUCCAGUGUCUUAAAAUUUAGUAAUAAAUACGAUCCCACCCCCAAUAAACUUUUUAAAUUCUGAUUUUAACAAUGUUUUGAGACAAAUUACCAUACAAACCAUAAUAUACAGAAAUUCUUGAGCACAUCAACGGAAAUAGCCACAGCCUUAAUAAUAAUAAUAAUAAUAAUAAUAAUAAUAAUAACAGAAUGUGCCAUACUUUGACAUGUUACCAUAUAUUUGACUGUCUAAUACAGUGAUUCAGUGGUGCUAGUGAAAGACACAUUUUCUAAUUAACAUCAAUGGGGAAUACAAGCUUGUGGUAAUUAAGAGAACUCUAAACAGCCCUCUUACUUGAAGGGAUAUUUCACCCAAUCUAGGGAUAGUUACUCACCCUAAAGUUGUUCCAAACCCACAAUCAUUUUUACUAUUUAACAGUUCAAUUAAAUAGAUUUUUUGGCCUUUGACCUUUUUGGUAACAUUAUGUUCAGUAUGUAAUGUGUAUUCAUGUUUUGUUAACUUGCUUACAAAAUUAUUGUAUCUUUAGCGUCUUGAAAUGCCACAUGCCUGCUUUGUGGUUUAUACGGUGUAUGUUCAAGUAGCUCUGUAAUGGUUAUGAGAGCCUUGCUGCAUUAAACAUCAAUGUACAUCUCUUUUUAAAUCCUUUUGAACAUUCUAUGAAAUUGGUUUUAUAGUCCUCGCUAAUAGCCUAAUAUUCCAGCAAUAAGAAUUUGAUUGAAUGUCUUUAUUCACUGAGGCUACAUGGCCAGCAGCCACAUUAUCACUCAACAAUGACCGGAAAGGGCAUCGGAUUACAUUUAACUGUUGUUUUAAAGUCAUGUUUAAAUCCUUAAUUUGUCUAUGCAUUGUUUCUAAACAUUCAGAAGCAUAUGAACUUGUCUUACUGCAAUCAUGUCAGGCUGAGUUUGUGGCCUUUUAGACUUUGAGUCAUGAAUGUCAUUGUUUUUGAAUUCUUGUUUAAUUAAUUUACAUCAUGGCAUGUUGUCCUUACUCCCUUGAGCUGUAAAACUAUUUAAUGUGAAUUGCUUUUUUUUUUUUUUUUACCGUUUUAAAAUUCAAUUGGGUAGUUGUUUUAUGUCAUAUGGCUGUUGACUACGUCCCUUGACUUAAAUGCAUCUAAAAUCUAUAUCAACUGAAACAUUAAAUGAGUUUAAAACUGCCUGCUGUGUUGGGUUCCAGUGGAAUGUAUUCUGAAAUCAUAAACUAGCAAGACUACAGUGCUCCAACCCAUCUAUCUUUGUGAUAAGAACCAAGCUGGAAAAAGAUUGCAUUGUGCCGUCCGUCCGUACAUACGUACACAAAGUUGAGACCUGACACAGAAUGGAAGGGGAGUGAGGUUUAUAUAGAGGAGUUGAUUGAUGCAAUGAUUGGAGGCAGGUGUGGGUGAUCAGUACUCAAGAGAGUGAGAGGGUUGAGUGAAAUUGUUAGGUGGGUCAGAAGGAUCCCUGACAAGAUCAUAAAAGUUGGCUUGUACAAAAACGUACAACUUUGACAUGUAUACAGAAAAAUAAACAAACCAACAAACAAUGUUAUGAUUUUUCUGAAGCUGAAGCACUAAACCUAACCCUAACCAUGAAAUCUAAACACUUACCCAAACCCUAAACCUAACCAGGAUUAAUGGGAAAAUCCCUAGUGUUCAAUGGGAGAAAGAGAAACAUUGGGGUUUUGGACGAGCAUUAUUAAGAUUUUUUUACUGAACUUGAACACCAAAACUAACCUUAAAAUCUAUCUGCUCACCCAAACCCUAAACCUAAAUUGUUGGAUAGAGGCAAGCUAAAAUGUUAUGCUUGUAUUGUAUUGGUUUGUUGAUAUGCU
This is a messenger RNA of Xyrauchen texanus (razorback sucker), 3018 nucleotides long. RefSeq names its product catenin, beta interacting protein 1 (gene ctnnbip1). Bases 158 to 403 code for a protein of 81 amino acids. The record is from RefSeq and is a predicted model, not a curated record. Gene Ontology annotation, cellular component: beta-catenin destruction complex; nucleus; cytosol. Gene Ontology annotation, biological process: negative regulation of Wnt signaling pathway. The transcript has 4 exons. Gene Ontology annotation, molecular function: beta-catenin binding. Lineage: Eukaryota; Metazoa; Chordata; Actinopteri; Cypriniformes; Catostomidae.